ACGCUUUUUGAGGUCAGGUUCAUUUCAAAAGUCUCUAAGCUAGCCUACAUUCAUGUUAAGAACUGAAAAAAAUCUCCACCGCUCUCAAUCUCAACCAUAGUAUAAAUAUAUAACACCAUAUUACAUUAUAAAUAUCCCAAUACAUUUCUUUAUAUUUUCAUCUUUAGAAUACUGUUGGUGUAUAUUCUCAUAGAGAGAGGUGUUUUCUGAAUAUGGCAAAUCUUCCGGUGAGGUUUCAGAGAAUGAUGGAUGCAUUUGAUGCAGAUAUGGCACUUUCACGUGUGAAGCCCGGCAGCGAGAGCAGCGGAAGCGAGCACUCGCCGGAGAGUUCGCCCGAAUUGUCGGAUCUCGUGUUAUCUUUUAUGGAAGAUAACGAGAGAUCAGGAGAAGAAGAGGAAGAAGAGAAAGUUGUUUGUGGCGAAGAUCGCGAUGAAAAGGUUGAUGAAGAAGAUCUUGAAAAAAUUGAAAUGUUGAAGAGCUUGUUUGAUGGAAAUAAAGAUGUUGAAGAGAAUGAAAGGGAUGAUAAAGAAAGGAUUAGGAGAGAAGUUGAGAUUGCAAUUGGAGGACUUGUUGGAAGUGAUAAUUCGUUUCCUGGAUUCAAACGUUGGUUGAUGACUCAAUUGAGAGAGAAAGGUUUUGAUGCUGGACUAUGCAAAACCAAAUGGGAGAAAAAUGGGAAAUUAACAGCAGGUGAUUAUGAAUAUAUUGAUGUAAAUCUCUCUGAAAAACGUUACAUAGUCGAAGUCUCCUUAUCUUCUGAAUUCGAAAUAGCUCGUCCAACAAAUCAAUAUUCUUCUUUAUUAGAGAUAUUUCCAAUGAUUUUUGUUGGUAAAGUGGAAGAGUUCAAACGAAUUGUGAGAUUAAUGAGUUCUGCAAUUAAAGGAUCAAUGAAAAGAAUGGAUUUACAUGUAGCACCAUGGAGGAGAAAUUUGUACAUGCAAACCAAGUGGUUUAGUUCUUACAAAAGAACAACUAAUGCAGUUGGAACAAGAAAAGAGUCGUCACAUUUUUCAGCCGAGUCUUUUUUUCCUAAAAAGUUUAUGGGCUUUGAAGAACGACAUGUGAAAGUAUAUAAUUGCAGAGAUGAUUACGUGCGGGUUAACAAUGGGUUUAGAGUUGGCCAUUUGACUGCUGUGUUAAAUUCUGAUAAUUUUGGAUUGUGAUGAUAGUUGUGUUUGUACUACUCCAUUUUGUAUAGAAGUGCUUUUUUUUUGGUAUGUGGUUGAAGAGUACUAUCAAGUGGUUUUGCAAAGACAAGACACACAAUAUGCUAGAGAAGAAACUUCUCUCACUUGUAUAGCUAUGGUAUUUUUUUUUUCUUUCUUCUUUGGGUAGAUAAACCAAGCAAUUGAGGUUCUUAUUGUUAGCAAUUUUGUGUGUUUGUUUGAGAUGAAUAGUGUAAAAAUCAUUAUAAAUAGAAGAUGAUUGGUUUCAUGGGGACCAAUAGAGACUUUAUAAAUGAAAUAUUCUAGUGGUAGAGGC
Molecule: messenger RNA, 1482 nt
Organism: Lathyrus oleraceus (garden pea)
Lineage: Eukaryota; Viridiplantae; Streptophyta; Magnoliopsida; Fabales; Fabaceae
Exons: 2
Coding region: 213-1163 (316 amino acids)
Source: RefSeq, a predicted model, not a curated record